AUGACGAGAAACCGAGCAGAGACCGCCGCACCCCUACUCACCGUACGAAACGGAGCGGACAUGGGAUCCUCUCUAGACGGCCAAGCUGAAUCCUCCGAGCGGCCCCCACCGCCCUCAAUACGUUUCAUCCCCCACCACGACCCGCGCGCCAGCAGACCCUCCCUCGUCUUCCCCACAAUCUCUCGAACCCUGCCAAACGGCGACGCCGUGAUCCGCGUAGGGCGCUACUCCGAGCGCGACAACGCGCCCGAAAUACCACCAAACACACCCUCAGCCGCUCCUGUGGGCUUCAAGUCCAAAGUCGUCAGCAGAAGACACUGCGAGUUCUGGUGCUCGAACUCGCAGUGGUACAUCAAGGACGUGAAAAGCUCAUCUGGCACCUUUCUUAACCAUAUCAGGUUGAGUCAGCCGGGGGUGGAGUCGCAGCCGUACCCUGUCAAAGAUGGGGAUGUGGUGCAGCUUGGUAUUGAUUUUCGAGGCGGUGAGGAGAUGAUCUUUAGAUGCGUCAAGAUAAGGAUAGAGUGUAAUAGGGGUUGGCAGCAGAGACUAAAUACAUUCAACAAAUCAACACACGACCAGAUCCGCGCCCUAGCGAAAGGCGGGAGAAAGGACAGGAGUAGCGACACCUCCUCCACUCACAGCUCCGAAUGCGCCAUCUGCCUAAACUCAAUAGCACCCUGCCAGUCGCUCUUCGUAGCACCCUGCUCGCACGUCUGGCACUACAAAUGCAUCCGCCCCGUCCUCACCGGCUCAAGCUGGCCGCACUUCCUGUGUCCCAACUGCCGCGCGGUCGCGGACCUCGAAGCCGACGUCGAAGAAUACGACCUGGAAGAAGAGGAGUUCGAAGAACGAGUUGAGGCAAUGAUAGAGCAGUCGAGACGAGAGAGCGAAGGCGGCCAGCUCACUCCUCGGGCAUCGCAAGCUCCGCUCACGAAUGGUCGCGUGCAGUCCCCCAACACAGAGGUCGACACUAGUAUCAUGGACCUAGAGGAACAGAUGAACGGGGUCUCGCUCCGGGAUCACGACGCAGACGAUCUUACUUCGGAAAAUGGGUCAGUGACAGUGCAGCCGCCGCUGGAGUCGUUCUCGACGUCGCGACCUAUUUCCAUUGGCUCGCUGGGCAAUGCGCUCGAGCUUCAGCAUGUUCGUUCGGGCGUGGAACUUCCUAUGACGCCUCGUAAUGAGGCUGGACCGUUUGUCUUUGACGGCAGCGCGGGUCGCGGCAGGAGGGAGAUGGCUCUUGAUGCCGACGAUGAAGAUGCCUAUCCCACGGUUAAUGGAUAG
This is a messenger RNA of Coniosporium apollinis CBS 100218, 1284 nucleotides long. RefSeq lists its product as uncharacterized. Gene Ontology annotation, biological process: mitotic spindle assembly checkpoint signaling; negative regulation of septation initiation signaling; protein ubiquitination. Bases 1 to 1284 code for a protein of 427 amino acids. Lineage: Eukaryota; Fungi; Ascomycota; Dothideomycetes. Gene Ontology annotation, cellular component: cell division site; mitotic spindle pole body; cytosol. The record is from RefSeq and is a predicted model, not a curated record. The transcript is spliced from 3 exons. Gene Ontology annotation, molecular function: ubiquitin protein ligase activity; protein binding.